Vairimorpha ceranae is the source of this 153-nucleotide messenger RNA. RefSeq lists its product as hypothetical. NCBI's taxonomy places the organism in Eukaryota, Fungi, Microsporidia, Nosematidae. The record is from RefSeq and is a predicted model, not a curated record. The transcript has a single exon. Bases 1 to 153 code for a protein of 50 amino acids.
AUGUAUCUGGCGUAUUGUUUGGCUGGCAUUAUGUUGGUCAGAGUGAAAAUUGAUGUGCAAGGUUCGACCCGCAAUUCUAUACACAUGUUUGAAAUGGAAUAUUGUGUAUAUGUAUGCUACAAAUAUUUAGAAAAAAAUCUUAAUAUACUUUAG